This is a messenger RNA of Oppiella nova, 744 nucleotides long. The record is from the annotation of a GenBank genome assembly. NCBI's taxonomy places the organism in Eukaryota, Metazoa, Arthropoda, Arachnida, Sarcoptiformes, Oppiidae.
AUGGGAAACGUGAACCCAAAGGUGACACCAAUUCGUGAGGUAUGGGUGGAGAGCAUGUCUUCACCGGAAUCCCAGAAGCUAUCGAUAGUACCGCUUCACCCGUCAGUCUUCGGCGCCUUCCCUCGUGUGGACCUAAUCCAAGAGAACCACAAAUGGCAGACACUAUACAAACACAUUGACUGGAAGUGGUUGCCCACCCGUAAUGAGUUACCCGGCACUACACGCAAGCCGUGGCCACAGAAGGGCACGGGUAGGGCGCGCGCCAAAGGUGUUCGGGCGCCCCAAUGGAAGAACGGGGGUUGGGUUGUAGGUCCCCGAGGGCCCCGAACCUACUUCUAUAUACUGCCGUUCCCUAAACGAGUCAAAGGACUCAUUUCGAUGCUGUCGGCAAAGUUGGCUCAGGACGACCUCAAAGUGGUCGACACUCUCGACUCCAUCCCCACCGACAACAGUGAGUAUAUGGAGGAGCUGUGCUCUGCGAGGGGUUGGGGACCGAGUGUCCUGUUUGUCGACACUUCAGACUUAUUCCCCCGAAAUAUAUCGCUCGCAACCCAUCCAAUACAACACAUCAAUCUAAUGCCCGUCUAUGGACUCAAUGUGUUCUCAAUGUUAAAACACGAGACCCUUGUCCUCACGUUAGACGCCGUCCAAGAGAUUGAAACCAAACUAUUGUUUCAAUUGAGAAGAACUGAUUUGUGGGACGUUAUGUCCAAAAUUAAGUCCUCCAAGACUUUACGGAUGUAA